Austrofundulus limnaeus is the source of this 4774-nucleotide messenger RNA. Its product is annotated as transmembrane protein 132D. NCBI's taxonomy places the organism in Eukaryota, Metazoa, Chordata, Actinopteri, Cyprinodontiformes, Rivulidae. Bases 332 to 3961 code for a protein of 1209 amino acids. The record is from RefSeq and is a predicted model, not a curated record. The transcript has 10 exons.
UGCUGUCCUGUUGUGUCAACCACCAGCUGCACUCCCACAGGGGGUUGAAGAAAGAAUUCGCUCAUCUUUUGGAAGAAAGAGACGUCACAUUUGAAACUUUUUUCUAAUUUUUCCCACCCCACGUGAAGGGUAUUUUUAAAGUGGAUAAAGAAGUAAACAGGGAUUGUAUUUUUCWCACUUCAUCCUCUGCAAUAAGAGGAAGCAAACCUAACCAGACAGCAAGCGGUGUAAUGAUCUGUGUGCAGCUGCGUGUGCGCUCACAGUCACCAGAGUUCGGUGCGCACUGGAACUCCGAGCAGAGUGCGUGAUCAGACGCUGCAACUUUAUCAGCAUGAUGCUCGACUUUCCUCUCCCCUCGUUCUUUUCCUUUGUGGCAAUUCUUGCAGCUGUUAAAGCUGUUGGGAGCCAGAAACCUGCUGAGAAUGCAGAGACAUUCUCUCCUCCAUCUCCUAUUUAUCCAGCAGUCAACUUUCAAAUCUUCAACGCAGACCAUGUGUUUCUGAGACAGGGCAGUCUGCGGCCCUCAGGGAACUCCAGUCUGAAAGUUCAAGCUAAGACUUUUCUCAUCACCAGUCCAGGUGCUGGGAUCCUCCAACCUGCUAUCAAGGCAUCAUAUGGCCCCUUAGCCGUAGACACCACCAUCCCUCCUGACCUGCUCCUCAGUGGGCUCAGAAUUCUACCGGUCAGUUUAGUCCGCCAAGUUCGUUCCUCGUCUCCAGUUGUCAAGAUCCUCUUCCACAUGCCUUCGGAAAGUAACAUCACUUUCGGCCAAGAAACGCUUGGUUCCAAAGAAGAAAACGAGAAGAAAAAUGGCGGGGAUAAGGCCAAGGAUGGAGCUUACUGCGUGACAGCUUAUGCCUUCUGGGAAACGAGGGAAGUCCGCGGGGCUUGCCUGGUGCCUCCGGGGGGAUUCUGCGUGGCGCAGCUGAAGCUGGAACCAUCUUGGUUCAGCUCAGCCGGRAGAUCUGGAAGCUCUAGUAAAGAAGCAGAAAAAUCUGAGGGAGUUAAGGGACUUCAAGGGAGUCUUGUGGAAGUCUACUUCCAGAGCAGAAGGGACCAGACCGGCCAGUGCACUCCUCAAGAUAGCCUGCAGCGAGUGGGAGUGGGACGAGGGAGAGACUCUGGAGGGUCAGGAACACCCAUGAGAAGGAUCGGGAGUGUCACCCUGAUCAAAGCUCCGGUGGGAAACCCCACGUUUUUUCGACUCAGYCUGGGAAGUGCUGUAAUGAUUCAAACUUCUUCCAAGCCCCUGAAGACCACAGAUGUGGCAACCUUUUUUGUCUUUCUGCCAAGUACAUCUACUGUGGAGAAUUUCACACUUAGGGCUGCUGUGAAAACGGGCCUGUCCUUCAGCGCAGCUCGGCCCAGUGACCCAUCGCUGUGGGAUGUGGUGGUGCAGCCCGGCAGAGGAGCGACUCCCAACACUGUCUCUGUUGUCUGCAGCAGGAAGGCGUCCAUCACUCAGAAAAGAGGCCCCUUGGAGAUUUUGCAGCUCGAUUUUGUACCAGAAGAUGUUUCCGAACAGAUUGAGAGUCAGGCCAUCUCGUGGCGCCUGGAGCUUCCAGGGAAUAUCAAGGAUGUUGGCUUAAUGCGGAUCUACACCACCCGCAGAGACUACAUGGGACUGGCACCUCUGGUGAUGACCACAGAUAUUCUGAACACAGCCAUGCUGACGGGUAAAAUGGUUUCAGUUCCUGUGAAAACUCUUGCUGUUGAGGCCAGUGGCUCAGUCAUGGAUGUGACGAACUACACCAGCUGCAGGUCUACAGACGAGGAUGUGCUCAAGGUGUCCGAGCGCUGCAACUACAUUUACGUAAAUGGGAAAGAGACAAAAGGGAAACUCAGUGUGAUGGUCAAUUUCACUUAUGGUUUCCUGAGUGCACAACUGGAGAUGAGUGUAUGGAUGCCUCGUCUCCCGUUGACUAUGGACGUGGCAGACACCGAGCUGAGCCAGAUUAAAGGUUGGAGGGUCCCUGUUACAACUGGCAACAGGAGAUCUACAUGGGACAGUGAGGAAGAUGAGGAGAUGAGGAAGGGCAGGGGUUGCAUGCUGCAGUACCAGCUCUCUGCAGUGAGGGUGCUCACACCUUUUGUAGCCCAGCCUGAUGCUGAAGUCCUGCCUGACCCUCUGACUGGAGAAGAGCCUGUGGAGUACUUCAUAGGCCCUGACUGGCAGGUGGAUGUGACCAAUCUUGUGCACUAUUCUUUACAAGCAAAGGACCCAAAAGUGGUCAAAGUGCAGGACGGGAUGGUCCUACAAGGACGAGCUGUGGGGACUACGACUGUGCAGGUGUUGUCCCCUCUGACAUCAUCGGUCCUGGCCGAGAGCAGCAUCAGGGUGCAGGAUGAUAAAGUGAGUGUGACAGAACUGGGGGUGCAGUUGGUUUCUGGACUCUCCCUGUCUCUUCAGCUCAGCCCAGGGAGCAACAAAGCCAUUGUUGCCACAACAACCACAAGGGAGAUAAUCACACAGCUGAAACAGGAAGCCUUGGUCAACUGCUGGGUACAGUUCAGCGACGGGGCGGUUGCUCCUCUGGAGAUGUUUGACCGCGGCGUCUACUCCCUCACAGUCUCCACCCACGACCAACGGGUGGCCACGGUGCGCCGCACACCGCAGUCCACGUUCGCAGUUGCGCAAGGUGAAGGCGAGGGCCGGGCGAGGCAAGUGAGGGUAGAGCUGAGGAUCUGCGAGGAAUGCCAGAAGUCUAAGAGGAAGAGUAAAUUGGCGGUGGGAGCAGCGAUUCUCAAGACCAACUUCCAGAGUAGCAGAAGUGUCACAGGAGGAGGAGGCGCUAARAGAAAUAAAAAUGUAGGGGGAAGUACACUAAAAGUUAUUAAUGAAAUUAAAGCAACAGCAGCUUCACAGAAUGUUGUCGGUACGCUGGACAGAAGACUGGUCCGAGGCACAACACCUAACCAGCAAUCCACUGUGGRUGAACGUUCCACCGCUACAACAACCUCUAACAAAUAUGUACAAACAUAUGUUGUGGGGACUGGAACGACCAAAUCGACAGGAGGAACUGUUUCUAGUGUCUUCAGUGUGGCCACCCCUUCAGCUAUGAGCAAACCAGGCUUGAAUACACAACCAAACACGAUCAAACCUACAGAGGGUGUCUUCAGUAAAGGAGAAGUGUUGAAGAAACCUUAUGGAAAUAUGCUUGAUAAUUCAAAUUCAUCUUCUAAUAUAAACAUUCCUGAAGCAGAAACACCCAAGAAGGAGGUUCCUAAAUCUAAAAUGCCAAACCUCAUUGAGAGCGACCUCAUCAGGACAUUCAGAGCCAUGUCAGACUUGGAAAUCGGCAUGUAUGCUUUAGUGGGUGUCUCCUGUGUAGCUAUUUUGGCCUUUUUAAUCAAUUGUGCAUCGUAUAAACUGUGUUUCCGGAAACAGAAGACCCCCAUACAGGCAGGCCCAGCACCGAACAUGGACCUAAAGGAUCACAAACAUGAUUGGGUGUGGCUGGGGAGUGGCAGUCACAGUGCUCCUGCACCGGCGGCUCCGGUGGCCCCGCCUCAAGCGUCCACGCUAAAAUGCGAGCCUCACCGCCCUCUGGAGUCCCAUCAUUCCAUCGAUUCCAUGGGCCACUGCAGUGGCUCUUUGCCCACUGUGAGUGCCCCUCCAGUCCCUGAGAGGACCGCCACCUUGGGGCGCASCAGAACCAGCUCCCAGCAACUUCAGUUCCAAGGAAAGGCCGUUGACCUGUUAGCAAACCGUUCAGCCACCUUGCUGGRAAGGCCUCAGCGCAGCGAGCCUCUGCAUUCUCCCACCAGCAAGAGAAAUCAAGUCCAGUUCACCACCUUCACCACGCUGGACAUCAAGCACUUGUCUGCACUGAAGAAAAACGGCGUGGACUUAACCUGGGCCAAUCAGCAAARGCAACAACAACAAGCCCCUGCUGAGCCACAAAUACCUUUACCUGACAUGCCAUGGCCUGUGGUCAAACCUGUGGGGGAGCCCCAGUGAAGUUUGAUGCUUGCAUAAGUGAUGAGAAAGCAGUCUACACAGGAUGCACAUUCUGGAAUGUUAAAGAGAAAAAGAAACAAAUGUGGCUUUAAUGUUUGAUACAAGAUAAAUCACUUGUUUAUUGAGAUUACAAACAGACUGUUCUAUAAAAGAAGGCUGUGCCGAGUGCAAAUCUGUAGGCACAGUUUGUAAAGGUGUACGCACAAAAAAAGUCAAAAUGUAGCUUUUUUGUGGCAAUUCUUGUAUUUAUAUAAUCAAAAAUCUACCAGAUCUGCUGUGUAAAUAUAAAAAUAUCUUAUACUACUUUAUUUAUUARACAUUUCUAUGUAUGCAAAGACACAAUUCACUUUAUCUUCAUUUCUUUUUACUUUUGUACAAGUCUCUAGCUCCUGUAGUAAUGGCUCCAGAUUUUUUUUAGAUGUCAGAUCAUUAAAGUACAAGAAGGAUUUUAGUACUUUUAGUUUUUUCUURUUCUUCAAAGAAUGCCCAGGGGUUUUGUAAUUUCUUGUAAAACAAUACAACAUUUAUCAUGUUAUUCUGAGCAAACUCUUGACACAGUUUUCACCAGGUAAGUAUUUGGUUUAUGUUAUGUUAAUAUGGCCUGUGCAGAYUUUGAAGUGGACAGUCUGGGCUGCAGCAUCUCCUGGGGGAAGGGGGGUGGGGGGUGGCAGCUUGUUUAAAUGACAAAAUGAACAGUUUUCAACACGUUGCGUUACAUUUUUACAUGCCUUUGGAGGCAACACUCUCCCYUUUUUAAACUAAAACCUGAUGUGUACAUCCUGUUUUUAUCAAUAAAGAAAAUAUAAGUUCUAA